Molecule: messenger RNA, 1771 nt
Organism: Epinephelus moara (kelp grouper)
Lineage: Eukaryota; Metazoa; Chordata; Actinopteri; Perciformes; Serranidae
Gene: phyh
Product: phytanoyl-CoA 2-hydroxylase
Exons: 9
Coding region: 118-1119 (333 amino acids)
Biological process (GO): fatty acid alpha-oxidation
Molecular function (GO): phytanoyl-CoA dioxygenase activity
Source: RefSeq, a predicted model, not a curated record
CUGUACACGGGUGUUGUCAUCACUGCCCUUUGCUCAAAGGAAAGUCAGACCCACUUUCCUCUGGCUGUCCUUGUUUCACGUCACGGUGUUCACUCUGGGACUCAACCUGACUGGAAAAUGUCUCGGGCUGCGGAGAGACUCAAAUUGCUGAUCAAUCAUCUUGAUCGACCACCCGCCGCUAUCAGAGCUGCCCCAGCUUCUGCUCAGACCUUCACCUACAGUCCACCACACAGACUGAGAUACACUUGUGAUACCAACCUCCUGACCCCAGCACAACGACUCUUCUAUGAGGGAAAUGGCUACAUCCUCAUCAAGAAUCUGGUGUCUGAAGAGGACAUCGAGAGAUUUAGAAAGGCGUUCGAACGGAUCUGUCGACAGGAAGUGAAGGUUCCUGGUCUGGUGGUGAUGAGGGACGUGGUGAUUGCUAAGUCAGAAUUUGUUGUGGAUCAGACAGCAGUCUCCAAACUCCAGGAUUACCAGGAAGAUCCUGAACUGUUCCGGUACUGCACCUUACCACAGAUUCUGAAGUAUGUGGAGUGUUUCACUGGACCCAACAUCAUGUCCAUGCACACUAUGCUGAUCAACAAACCUCCAGAUGCUGGUAAGAAGACGUCUCGUCACCCAAUGCAUCAGGAUCUGCAUUACUUCCCGUUCCGCCCAGCAGACAGGAUUGUCUGCUCUUGGACGGCAAUGGAGAAAGUGAACAGGCAGAACGGCUGCCUGGUCGUCCUGCCGGGGACACACACCGGCACACUGCAGGAGCAUGACUACCCUGAGUGGGAGGGCGGCGUAAACAAGAUGUACCAUGGACUGCGUGGCUACGACCCCAAGCUCCCCAGGGUGCAUCUGGAGAUGGAGAAGGGCGACACCGUCUUCUUCCAUCCGCUGCUGAUCCAUGGCUCUGGCAUGAACCAGACGCAGGGAUUCCGCAAGGCCAUCUCCUGCCACUAUGCCAGCUCUGACUGUUAUUACAUCAGUGUGAAGGGAACCACACAGGAAAACAUAGAGAAGGAGGUGAAGGACAUCGCAAACAGGAAGUACAGUUUGGACGAAGUUACCUUUGCGGACAUCUGGGCUUUCCGAGGCCGCCUUGUGCAAGGAGAGAGGAUUUCACUAUAAGACGUGCCACAGAAAACCUGCCACAUCGUUGCAGGGUGACGAACCACAGGGCCGAAAUGAGAGCAGAUUUAUAUGGCGAUUACAUAAGAAGCAACAGGGCGUAUUCUUAUCAUACAAUCACUAAUUUCCUUUAGUGAUAGAGGAAUGAUAAUUUUGUAGAUCACUUUAUUUGAUUGAUGCUUCAGAGUUUGUACCGACUGUUUACAUUUAGGAAAUGUAAUUUAGAGCAUGUUGUUCUAACAGAAAAUAUAAAGACAGGAAAUACUGUUUAAAUAGAAGUUGUCAGCUACCUCGUAACAGCCAGCGUGUGCAUCAUUGACCGUCUAUUUAAUUGUUUCAUUUACCAAAACUAUAACAGAAAGGGAUGUUAACGUGAUUCAUGGCAUGUUGAAGAAAAGUAAGUGUUGUGAGUGAUAGAGGUAGAGUGAGGUUGAGACAAAGUAAACUGAGAGAGAAUAAUGAAAUCAGUGUUGAUUGAAGCACUUAUUAAUUAUCACUAACAGAAGCCUUGACCUUAUACUGCCUUAUAAUUAUAUCAACGUGUUAAUGUUUGAUGACGAGUGAAUGGAUGUUUUUGUUUUCUAGAAUCUUCCUGUGACUGAUGUAAUGUUUUAAAAACAAUAAUAAUAAAAUGGCUGCUAUAUUAAUGAGA